Molecule: messenger RNA, 7059 nt
Organism: Brassica rapa (field mustard)
Lineage: Eukaryota; Viridiplantae; Streptophyta; Magnoliopsida; Brassicales; Brassicaceae
Product: glycosyl hydrolase 5 family protein
Biological process (GO): polysaccharide catabolic process
Molecular function (GO): hydrolase activity, hydrolyzing O-glycosyl compounds
Source: RefSeq, a predicted model, not a curated record
UUUUUUUCUAACUUACUACUAUCUAUGUUUCCAAACACUACUAUUUUUUAACUACUAUUCAUGUUGCCAAACAAUCUCAAUGUGUACUUCAACUUUAAUAAUAUAGAUAUUAAAGCCGGAUCAGUACGACCGCGCAUAUAUUUUUUAUUUGUUUUCGUAAUGUAAAUAAAUGUUUUUACACCAUUAUAUAAUUUAUAUAAUUUACUAUACAAAUGCUGAAAUAAAUAAAUUAUAAUACAAAUAUUUUUGUAACAUAAUUUCCAUAAUAGGCAUGAAUUUAUAAAUAAAAAAGCAAACGCGCAUUUGAUUACACAAAAUUGAAAAAAGAAAAAAAAAGAAUAUGGUUUGUUUAUCGUAUGUUUUAAUUUGAACCAAAGAAAUAGGAAAUACUAAGAUUUGCUAGCUUUUUUAUGCUUGACUAUGGGAUCCAAUUAACAGUUUGUACGUACUUCUGUUUGAAAUCGAUAAAGGCUAAGAUUUUGUGAUUAUUCCAAAAUUUGUGAUUGUUCCCAAAAUUGUAGGUGUAAUUGAGUUGUGAUCUUCCAAAUUCCCACACAAAUAACUUAAAAGUAUAAUAUUUUGGGAGGGAAUUUAUAUAAAAAAGCAAUGAAUCGUACAUAUGAAUUAGCACAUAAUAAUUUUUUCACUUUGACAUAUAGAAGUAAGACCUUAUUAAAAUCUAUCCAAGCAUGAGCUCAUAUUUUCCAACGUGUUGAAUUAUUUAUAAAAUUUACAUAACUUUUCUGUUGAUUCAGGUUAAAUAAAGUAAAAGAAAUUAUUAUCGACAUAUAAACUAUCUUUUAUUGUUGAUAUUGGAAGAGAACGGUAAAUGAAAUAAUUUUCUACGUGGAGGAGUUAUCGUCGUUUUAGGUAGGAAUGAUCAUUUUAGGAAAAAAGUUAAUAGCUGAAAAAGACAAGAAUUUUUAACGAUAACUUAAUUAAAUUUUCAGUGGCAUUAUAUAACUCUAAGGGCUAUUCUUUGUGUGUACUUUUGUUUUAAUAAAGUAGAUUCACAUAUAAUCCGAAAUGGAAUUUUAAAAACCAAUGUUUUUAAAACCGGACCUGCAAGUGAACCGGAAAUUCUUUGGGUCAUGGACCAAUAUGGUUCGACCGGUUCAAUUCGGUUCAACCAAAUUAAAUUUAUUGAUAUGUUGUAAAUAAUAUAGGUAUUAUUUUUAAUGAUAUGUUGUAAGUAAUAUACUUAUUAUUUACAAAACAUCAUAUCAAAUAAAAUAUUUCAGUAACCAAAAUGUUUUAAAAACUUCAAAAAAAAAACAAACUUAAAAUGUAACAAGAAUUUAUAAAAUAAUUUAAUAGUUCAAAUCUAAAAUUAAUAUGAAACACACAUUUAAACUUCAUUCUCCAGAUCAUAAUUCUUCUUCACCUUUAAAACAAAUCAUGGAAACUAAGUUUUUAUUUACUCGUGCAUUAAGAAGCAAGAAUAAGUAUAAUGCUUUGGUUUUACAAAAUUUGGAAUUUCAUGAAUGUUGAUGUUUGAAUUAUUAAAGUCUUUAACACAUCUGAUCAUGUAAUAAUAUUAUAUAAACUUGAAUAGAGAUGAACUGGCUCAUUUAUAAAUUUUACCCAUUUUAUUUAGUAAAAUAAUUAUAUUGUGUGGAAAAUUAAGUGACAAUAUAUAUAUGUAAUACAUUUUAUUAUUUUGAGUUAAGUUAUUAUUUUGUUCACAUAAACUAUGUCUUUGAAUAUGUGUUUGGCUACAUAAUUUGUCACCAAUUGAAAUUAAGAUAAAAAUAGUAAAAUAGACUAGACUGAACUUUUAUCCAUUUGCAAAACCCGAUUAUUUUACAUUUCUAUUUUAUAAUUGGUACAAAUUAAUGUAGAUAAGUAAAGAAACAAACUUUUACUGUUAUAAUAAUGUUCUAAUAAUGUAUUAUAUUAAAGUCUUUUAAAUUUUAAAGGAAAAUUUACAGCUCAGAAUCUGUUAACAUCAUGAUCCGUCCAUUGCUGUUUUUUUCUUACAGUUAAAACUAUUGUUUUAUCUUCAGUUGCUUUCUUUGGCUGGAAAAAUUUAACCUCUAACCAUAAACACUUAUAAUCUGCCAGCAAUCAGAAACUAAAUCAACUUCUUUCAUAUAUAAAUUGCGAAUGAAAUUCAAAAUAAUCAUAAUCAAAAACAAAAGAAACAUACAUAAAACAAAAUGGCAAGAUCUAUAUGUUUGUGUAUCUUCUUAUUAUUCAUUACUUGGAUUCCAAUUCUAUCCACAAGCUUUCCGCUCUCCACAAAAACUCGAUGGAUCGUGGACGAGAAAGGCCAAAGGGUAAAGCUAGCCUGUGUGAACUGGCCAGCUCAUCUCCAGCCCGCUGUGGCUGAAGGGCUAAGCAAACAACCAUUAGACUCCAUCUCCAAGAAGAUUGUUUCAAUGGGAUUUAACUGUGUUAGACUCACUUGGCCUCUUGAUUUGAUGACUAAUGACACAUUGGCUCGUAAAAUCACGGUCAAGCAGUCUUUUGAAAGCUUGAACUUGUUUGAUGAUGCUCUUGGGAUUCAAAUUCACAAUCCCAAAAUCCUUAAUCUUCCCAUAUUCAAUGCAUUCCAGGAAGUGGUAUCGAACCUUGGACAAAACGGAUUGAUGGUGAUACUAGACAACCACUUGACAUAUCCAGGCUGGUGUUGCAGCGACAACGACCUCGACGCUUUCUUCGGCUACCCUAACUUUGAUCCCGUCAUUUGGGCCAAGGGCUUGGGCAAAAUGGCUACUCUUUUCCGCAAUGUCACUAAUGUCAUUGGCAUGAGCCUUAGGAACGAGCCACGUGGUACUAGAGAUUACCCUGACCUAUGGUUUAGGUUCAUGCCAAAAGGAGCAGAAGCAGUGCACGCCGCAAACCCUGAAGUACUAGUUAUCCUCUCCGGCAUAGACUUCGACACAAACCUCUCUUUCCUCCGUGACCGCUUCUUCAACGUCAGCUUCACCGAUAAACUCGUCUUCGAGCAGCAUUGGUACAGCUUCUCCCACGAGGGAGGCGCGUGGGUAAAACACAACUCCAACGAUAUUUGCGCCAAAAUCAUCGGGGAGGUCAAUCAUAAUGGAGGAUUCUUGCUCGACAGAGGCUUUCCUUUGAUUUUGAGUGAGUUUGGGACCGACGAGAGAGGCGUUGACGUCAGCGGAAACCGGUAUAUGAAUUGUUUGGUGGCUUGGGCCGCUGAGAAGGAUUUGGAUUGGGCGGUUUGGGCAUUAACCGGAGAUUAUUAUUUGAGAACCGGUACAAAACAUAUGGUUGAGACUUAUGGUGUUUUGGAUGCUACUUGGAAAAACGUCAGAAACUCUACUUACUUGCAGAAACUCUCCGGAAUUCAACAUCCAUUUAGAGGACCCGGUUUACAAGAGAAAAAAAUUAUUUUGCACCCACAUACUGGCCUAUGUGUCACCAAUAACCACUCAGGCAAUGUACCCACACUUCGACUUGAACUAUGCACUAAAUCCGAGCCAUCGACCUUUAAUCCCAAGGAAGGCAUUCUCUGGAUCAAUAAAAUGUGCGUUGAAACUCCAGAUGUUGCUGGACAAAAGGUGAAGCUUGGAGUUGGCACUAAGUGCUCUAAGUUGGGACAAAUCUCAGCUACUAAGAUGCAUUUGUCGUUUAAGACAAGUAAUGGCUUGUUACUAUGUCUUGAUGUGGAUGAACGUGACAACAGCAUUGUCGCUAACCCUUGCAAGUGUUUGACUAAGGAUGCUUCGUGUGAUCCAGCGAGCCAGUGGUUCAAAGUUCUUUAAAUUCUAUAUAUUUUAUUCUGAUAAAAUGUAUUUGUAAUAAUUUUACGGUCAAACAUGCUAAUCAUUAAAAUUUAAUAAAAAAAUCGUGAUUGGACAGAAAUCAUAAGGAAACCAAAGAAAUCAAGUUAGCGUAUACUAUUACUAUUUAUGACGAUGGGAAAAAAUGUCAUCUCCAUCUGUACUACUGCUAUAAAACCUAAACUAGAGGUGGAUCCGCACAUAUAUUUUUUAUUUGUUUUCGUAAUGUAAUUAAAUCUAAUUAUAUAAAAAAUUGUUCGGUUCCCUCUUGCAGUGUCCACGUGGAAAGUCCAUCCCUAUAGGGUUGACACGUGUCUUGCUUCUCCCCAGACCGUGAUUUAUUUUCUCCUUUUUCUCUACUGUUUUGGGCUUCGGUAAACAGGCCCGUAAACAAGAGUGAAGAGGAACCCUAGAUCGCGUUUACAUCGUCGCCUCCGUCCUGUCUUUGCAUUUCCGGUAACGGUUCAGACGAAUCGGGUCGUUGCCACAGGGUUGGGUUAGAUCGGGAGGUCAUUAGAACAGGCGUGUCCUUGGCGAUGGUGCAGGAGACGGAGAAUGACGACCUUGAGCAGGACGUAAAGUUGAGAACUUUGGAGGGUGAUGAUCUCAAAUGGGUCAAUUGGGAAGAGGAAGAUGAUGAUGAAGAAGAUGGAGAAGCGGAGGUUUCGAAACGGAGAUUGAAUUUCAGCGAUCAAGUUCAGCAGACAUCAGCAGCAUAGAUGAUGGUGAGGUGGUACUGAACACAUAGACUGUCAUGGACCAAGUUUAAGCGUUAGUAGGGAUCAAAGCUGAAGAUAGGUUGCUUGACCGAUUGAAAUCUACUAAAACGACUUGAUUUUAGUGCAAUUGGAUUGAUACCACCAUGGAUACACACCUCUCUGAUCCGAUGGGAAAACAUCUCUGGUAUGCAAUGUAUCCCCAAGAUUUUAGUCCGCCUUUUAGUAAGCUCACUUGCCUUAAGAAUUCCCAGGUCUCUCUUAAACUUUUCUUCAGCAAGUGAUGAUAAGAGAACUCUUCUUCCCAAUGUUCUUGGGAAAUAAAACUCCUAGCCCUUCCUGUUCAGAUUACAUCUCCCUUUGAUGCCUUCCCUAGAUGCAGCUUAUGAUUAUCAGUGUUUCCAUAGACUUUUAUCUAGAUGAAUCUGAUUUAAGAGUUCUCUAAUCUCUGGAUACUUCUAUAAUCCCAAUGCUCCCUUGAAGUUUUGGUUUUGUACAGGUAAAGAGAGUUCUUCACAUUGUGGAGUUGGUGGUAAAAGGAAGCAUAGGCAUUUAAGUUGGAGGAAGGACCUGAAUGGAGAGAAGGAAAAUCAAAGAUUCUCUUUAAUGGCUGGACUGGUAAUGGAAAGAACAAGCGAGAUGGUGAUUCAGAGCCCUCAUCUGGUUCAGCUUCCUGUUAGAAUGUGGGAAAGUCACUAGGCAUAGAUUCACAGAGUUGUCAAGGUACCUUACGAAAAUGCAACUAAUUAUGCAGUAUACUUGGAAGGGUAUGUGAAAGAUCUAUACUAUACUAAAAGCAGCAUAUACUCCACUCUAAAGCUAUCCACAUCAGCAAAAAAAUUCAACCAAUUAAAUGUUUCUAUUUUGCCACGUUACAUCUUCUUUAUCGACAUGGAUCAAAUGUUUUGGUCUUCUAAAAUUUGGUUUCAGCCCAUUUAAAAACCAUGUUACACUUUCCGACAAAACCCACGCUUUCCCUUUUCAGUCAAUAGUCUCUUACGAUUCCUCUUCGUAGCCAUUGUUCUAUUCUUUCCGAAUCUCCGUUACUUGCAGUAACUAUCCACUCUAAAAUCAUUGCUUUUGCUCUUUACACCUUCUUACAAGAUGUAUCUUUCACCUCCUUUUGUUUUCCUCCUGUAUGAUCUAUUUCUCGAUUCUUAUUGUAUACCGUAAUCUACGAUUUUUUCAGUCGAAGAUCAAGCUGUAUCCAUGAGAUCUGCUAAGUCCUCCGGAAAGUUUUAUGUCGCUGUGUAUUUCACCAACAUCUCCUCGGGUACAGCGGAAUCUGAACUAGGCUUCCAGUUAAUCCGUUUCUGGGAGACGAUAAGCACAGCUAAAGGUGGUUUGCUUAUUGGCUUGGAGCUUCUCCUUACAGGCAAGCAGAAAUGGCUACGCACAACUCGAAAUCUACCGCAUCAAUAUUUUUCUCCCGUUCUUAGUGGUUUGUAAAUUUGUCGUUUCAUCGCUCCAAUGUCACAAAGAAACUUAAUAAUCAUCUGGAUGCCUGGAAAAAUUGACUUGAUCACAGCUGUUUUUUUUUAAAGAAGAUAACUGUUGCAGCUAUGUCCAAACCGCAGCUGCGAAUAGUGGAAUCUGAAGUUUGUGUCCUGGAAAGCCUCUGGCAGCUGAAACUGGGGUAAAAUUCUGUAUUCUUUUAUCUUUAACUUGGAUGGGAGGUAUUAUUUUGUUGUUCAAAGAGUUGAAUCCAAACAGCCUUUAGGAGAAGAAGCAAAAAUUUACCUGAGAAAAGUUAUACAAGAGCUUUAUGUGUAGGUUUUUUUCUUAAAUACGUAGGUGAAACUCUGAACACCUUGCUCCUGCAAAAAGUCGCAUUUGAAUAUGUAAGUUGUGUACGCCUUGGUCCUGUUUAGUCUUUGCAUGUUUAAGAAAUUCAAACUGGCUUGAAGUUGACUGUUUACAGUCUCUUUAACCGCUGUAGUUAGUGUGAAGGUUUGUUGCUGAGUUUAUUGCAUAGAUCCAUUUUCAUGUGUGGAUUGUUUCAACAAACCAUCAUUAAGACUCUGUCUUGGCUACCCGCAAAUAGAUUGAGAAUUCACUUACAAACUCAAAGGAACAGCAAUGCUCUCUAUUCAGAGAUCAUGUUGAGAGAUCCCAGAGCUUUUUACACAGAUUUCUAUCAUGCUCGCUGGAACUGGAAGCACUGCUCUUUUCACUGUGAUUUGUAGCUUUGCUUCAAGGCGUGUACCCUUUUGCGCAAACAAGUUCUUCAAGACUGUACUUGGUUUCAGUUUGGUCAUACUGCUUUGGGCUGUGGAUAGACUCGGGAGGUGAUUACUUAGCGCAUACUUCUUCCAUGGGAAGACAUUCUGAUGUUUGAUUGUGUUCUUGCGAUCAAUGAGCCUUACUUAAUCAGCAGCUCCUGCUGGUUGUGGCUUCUAAGUUGGCAACAAGAACAAGAGUAAUCUCAGAGGAAGCAAAAGCCACGACCAAGUACUUUAUAUUCUUAUAAGAAACAUCUUUGCUCCUAUGUAAACUAUAUAUGUUUCUCCAAUGACAUGAAGAAUAUAUAAAUUGGUUUUUGUUUGUGUGAUCAGGAACAAACAAAAAUUUUGAAUAUAAAGCAUGUUACAGAA